UGGAGGGAGUUUCGCAUGGCUUUGACCUUGAUCGCCAGUUAUUCGAGAUUUUGGUGUCGUUAGAUAUCUCCUGUCCUGUUUUUCAUCCUUCAGUGUUUGGUUUUCGGCCCUGUUCAGAAUAUUUAGGUUGUGCUUCGACUAACUGAGAUAUCUAGAUAGACAUAAUUCCUAUUUAACUAUCACUAUGUGGAUGUCACCAAGCGGUUUACGACUGAUUUCGGCCUUAAAACUGAUUCGUUGUGCCUCAACUGCUGCGGAGUCAGCUCCACGGUUAAAGACGUUCUCUAUUUACAGAUGGAAUCCAGAUAAACCUGGUGAAAAGCCAACUAUGCAAAAUUAUCAAGUUGAUCUUAAUGAUUGUGGCCCUAUGGUCUUAGAUGCCUUAAUCAAGAUAAAAAAUGAACAGGAUCCAACGUUAACAUUUCGACGUUCUUGUCGUGAAGGUAUAUGCGGUUCAUGUGCAAUGAAUAUUGGUGGUCGUAAUCAUCUCGCUUGUAUCUGGGAAAUUGAUACAGAUGUUAGUAAAACAACUAAAAUAUAUCCAUUGCCUCAUAUGUAUGUUAUUAAAGAUUUAAUACCAGAUAUGAAUAAUUUCUAUGCUCAAUAUCGUUUUAUUGAACCAUAUUUAAAGAAGAAAAAUGUUACUGAAGCAGAUAUUGGCAAGAAAACGUAUUAUCAGUCAGUUGAAGAUAGAGCUAAAUUGGAUGGAUUAUAUGAAUGUAUCCUGUGUGCAUGUUGUUCAACAUCUUGUCCAUCUUAUUGGUGGAAUGGUGAUAAGUAUUUAGGUCCUGCUGUCCUACUUCAAGCAUAUAGAUGGUUGAUUGAUUCACGUGACGAUUACACGUAUGAACGUUUAGCAGAAUUUCAGAAUAAAUGGUCACUAUAUCGUUGUCAUACUAUAAUGAAUUGUACGGAAACUUGCCCAAAAGGAUUAAAUCCUGGUUUGGCUAUUGCAGAAAUCAAGAAAAUGCUAAUCUAUUUCAAUCAAUACAAGGAUAAGAAACCGGAGACAAGAACUGUGUAAAAGAAAACAAAAACAAAUUAGCAAAAUGGAUUAUUUAGUGUUCAUCAGUUAACUUUUGUGCUUGUUUUAAUUUACUAAUUUAAACGUAACACACACACAAUUUAAAAUGAUUCAUUUUUUUAACCUAUAAAUUAUUUAACAUACAAAAAAUGUACUGUGGCAUAUAUUUUCUAGUUGUUUAAACUGCUUUAUGUUUUUCAAACACAUCAGCUUAACUGACAUCGAAGAAAAUUCCUCAUUCCCCCAGAC
This is a messenger RNA of Trichobilharzia szidati, 1273 nucleotides long. Lineage: Eukaryota; Metazoa; Platyhelminthes; Trematoda; Strigeidida; Schistosomatidae. The record is from the annotation of a GenBank genome assembly.